GAUCAUUCAUAAACAUUUUCAUAGUCAAAUUAUCAUCACACUGCUCAUUUGUGUGCACGAUAUAGAGAUACUGCACUCAUGCACCGAAACUCAGUUAUUUUAGAACCUAAUUAAUAAAAUUACAUGAUAGAUGUAAUGUAGCUAUAUGCAAUGGUUAUGUGUUGAUUUUGGGAAUCAAACCAAAAUUGUAACAAACACACGUUUCAUGAUAGAAUUCAAAUAUAGACGCAAAAUAGUCCAAUACUGGGCAUUUGCUGACGCAUGCAAAAUAAGGGCUCUUUAUUUAAUUAAUGCAAUUGCGCCUGUCACAAGUAAUUAAUGGCAGCUCCCACCAUUCACAAUGGAAAUGAGACGGAAAUAAUCCACAACAUCAGGAACAUUUUGUAUGUGUAUUUAAUAUAUUAUUUUGUGUUCUUUGUUCAUUUAUGUACAAUAUAUGUCGCUAUAAUGGCUACAGAUUAAGCACUACAGGAAUUUAGUUAUUCAUAUAAGUUUAGUUUUGCUUGUAUCAAACCUUACUGAUUUUUGUGAUUCGUCAUUCAUUGAGUCACAUAAAAAUAUAAACUAGUACUGUAUGUCUGUAUCAAUGUUUAAAUUGAAGUUACAUAACUCACAGGCAACACCACAACUCCAUCAACAAAGUUUACUCAUUAAUGCAACCUCAUAAUGGUUCAGUUGAGAGAACUUUGGAUGUGUUUAUGGUUUAGUGUGUGUGUGUGUGUGUGUGUGUGUGUGUGGGGCGCCCAGAGAGAGGAGAAUGUUCUUAAAUCACUGAUGGUGGCUGACCAGGGCCGGCUGGCCUGUGCCGGGCCUGUUAAUCGACCAUUAAAGCGGCCCGCCAUAAACCACUAGCCACUGACUUCGGCAAACUCAGUCGUGACAUGGCGGGUGCACACUCUUGUCCAUAAAUAAACGUAUGGCGCAGCAAACGCAUGCUAACAUUACAUCACAUGGCAUUCCACUCUCAAUGACAUUACACAACGGCUCUUCACUAUAGGAGGGAAGUCAAUGCACAUAUUCAUGUUUGUCAAUGAUAAAAGGUCUACACUAUGGUGCUUUUGACAUUAUGAUUUUUGCCUUUAAACAGCAACACAAUGGAUUUGACAUAGGCGAGGGGUGUCCAAACUCCUGGGGGUUGCCUUCUCAGUCCACCCAUGAAUGGCACAAAACUAUUAGUAAUUGAUCCACCCAUAAAAAUGUCUCUUUUUGACAGUCUAAUCAAGCCUGUAUGUUGUCUAUGGCGCUACUGUAAAUAACAUCGAUGUGCUUUGAUGAAGUGCUGUCUAUUUGCAAUGAAUUAGCUUGACAUUUGCAAGCACAGUCAACAAACCAGCAGGAGGUCAUCUCAAGCCUCCUUCACUCACGGUGCAACCAAGAAUAGGAUAGGAUAUUGUUUAUUGUCAUAUACACAGUAAGGAAACAAGUUUCCCCAUACAAUAAAAGUCUUCAAGUAAAACAAAAGGUAAAAGAAACUAGCUUAAUAUAUAUAAAUGCAUAAAAAUAAAAUGAACAAUGCAGGAACAUACAGCGAUUUAUUUUAAAAUACAUCUUUCAAUGAACAAUGUGUUUCUUUCGGUCUCCAUGUUUCCGUCUUUUCAGCGGGUGUUGUAGCUCCGCCUACCCCUUCGUUUCAAGUCUGGUCAGAGACCACAGCCCCUAUCAAGGGGUAUGUAACCCUUAGAACUUACCCCUUACCCCUCGGUUUAAGGAGAAUUGGGACACCACUUGAUUCUCGUGAACGUGCAAAACCUAGGGGUAAGGGGUAAGACACGGGGUAAGGGGUAGAAUUGGGAUUCGGCCUUAUUUUUGGUUGCACCCAGGGGCGCUGAUUGUUACUAGGCAAGGCAGGCAACUGCUUAGGGCCCCAGCCCAGUUGGGGGCCCCCGAGGGCUGACAAACUUUGAACGUCUGCAGCAGUGGCGCUAUGCAAAGGGGCCCCCUGUGAAUUUUUGCCUACAGAACGCCAACAGACUCUGGAAUCGCCUCUGGUUGCAUCGAGAGUGAGGUAGGCAUUUGGGUUGAUAAGUUCCUGUUGGUGUGUGAUGUGUGAGUAAGAGUGUAAACAUCAAGCUGAUUCACUGCGUAUAACGAACACCUCCUCAAGCAAGUUAAAGUUUGCCUCUGACUCCCAACAAAUGGAAAACUAACAUGAUGAUCAAAAAUCCUAAUUUGCGGGCUUGCGAAUGCUGAAUUGCGAAUACGCUGGGAUCGAUUGUAAUGUAGCCAUGGCAUAAAAUGAUUGGGCCAGAGAGUUUCUUUAGAGACCUUUCUGUUUACAGUUCCUUGCAGUGAAAAAGUUCAGCAGGUUGGCUAUAAGAGGCUUGGUGUGAACAGACACACAUGGUGUCAUGGAGGUAGUUGUAACCCAAGUGGUGUAGACUGCCCCACAGAACCAACCAGAGACUUCCCGGUUGCCGUCAUAUGCUUGUGAAUGUGACCGCCUUCACCUCCUCCUCCAGUUAAGUGUUACUGUGCACUGGCACGCACACGUGCUGUAAAACAUCCCCUAUCUGGGCUGAAAACAGAGCUCUGAUUCACAUCCACAUGGGGGGAAUGGCUCACAAAACACAACAUGACAUCAUCACAACUUCCUGUUUGGGCUUGUCGCCGCAGCUACACUCAUUUGCAUACUCCGCUUCAUUGGUGGGUGAUGAAGUCAGUCGGGCUGGGUCCCAUUUCACACUCACACCACAACAAAAUCCUACUCCGCCUCUAGUCUGCUCCGGCCUGGCUGGAGCGCAGGAAAGGCUGACCAAACACGGCAGACAUGUUACUUGGCUCAGUGGACAUGUGAAUGAGAGCAUUCCAUUUUGGCUCUUUACGGGUUUUAAAUGGUCGUAUGUUCAACCAGUGACUUUAAGGCUUUGAAAUUAUGUUUUAAAAGAGUUGUUCGGUGUGCAAGAACUAUAUGGGAUGGCAACACACUGGAUUCUAACCCGGAGACACCCGAGGAUAUGAUUCAUAAAACCGAGCUGCUUAUUUUGUUUUGAAUGAACUCCAAAUGCGAUGUUGACAUCCGGCAACUACAGGAAGCUUGCGUAUGACAUGAAUGACAAACAGGACAGGCCUUAUGUGUGCGAGGCCCCUGGCUGCUCUCAGCGCUUCCAGUUUGAGGAGCACCUACUCAUCCACAGACACAAACAUGAGAUGACCCUCAGGUUCCCCGCCAUCAAGACGGACACCACGUUUAGCGACCAGACGCCGACACCCACCCGAUUUUUGCAGAACUGUGACGAAGUCGGCCUGUUCAAGGAGAUUGAGGAAGAGUUUCUGCAGGCGCAGGAAGAGGAGAAGAGCAAACAGACGGCGUCGCAUAAUGGGCCUUCUUGUAUGAAUCAGCACCAGCUCAAACCCCAGCUGCUUCACCAGCCGCCACCGCCGCCGCAUCAUCACCACACUCAUUCCCUGCAGCACCCCCAGUCCCAUAGCCCCUUGAUGGGCCCGAGCUGCAGCCUGGCUGCCCAGCAAGCCAUAUCCUCCUCACAGUCUGGGUCAGUCAGCACCCAGGCACCAUCUACGCUCUCACACUCAGGGCCUGUUCCUGGCCCCCCGUCCUCCUCCUCCCUCCUCCACAUGCGCAACAGACACCGUCAACCGCUGCCAGCCUCCCUACCGGGCACCCUGCCCGACCCCGCCAUGCAAGGGGCAUCUGCUCAGCACAUGUCUAUGGAGAAGCAGAUGUCUUGUAUAAUGGGUAUACCAGGCCCCAUAAACAACCCGUCCUGUUCUUCACCUCAGAGGUCCAAGCAGAUGAUGGGCCAUCAUUACCAACACCAUCACCAUCAAGUCAUGGUCAACCCGACAAGCUCCAUGAUGGAGAUGAUGUCACAUCGUCACCAGGCUCCUCCACUACAACACCACCAUCACCCCCAUCAUCAUCAUCACCAGCUUACUGCUCCACCCCUCAGCUACCAGCAGCGAUGCCAUCCCCCCCAUCCACAGCACCUUGGCAGCCCCCACAGCCACCAGCCUCAUCCGGCUCACCAAUCACCUCCCGCCCACCUCCCCCAAGGGUCACCGCCUGCGCCUCCCUUGUCGGUGCCCGCACAGGUACGACACCUCGUCAUCACCAUCCAGCUUGUUGAAGUCCUUCAUUUUAAAGAAGUUACGCGUUCACAGGUGUCGCCCCUUGCACAGCAGAUGCACUCCUGUCAGUCGCCACACUCCCAGCAUGCGCCGCAGCCGGGCGGAAGCUGCAGCCGUCGCAGGAGGACAUCGGAGCAGGACCCCGACGAGCGCAGGCAGAAGUUUCUGGAACGCAACCGGGCGGCUGCCACGCGCUGCAGGCAGAAGAGGAAAUUGUGGGUGUCGUCGCUGGAGAAGAAAGCCGAGGAGCUGACGCACACCAACCUCCAGCUGCAGAACGAGGUAACGUCGUUGAGGUCGGAGGUGGGUCAGCUGAAGCAGAUUCUGCUCACCCACAAGGACUGUCCUGUCACAGCCAGACAGAGAGAAGCACAGGGGUACAAUAAUGCAGGGGUGAGCUCGAGAGGAAGUCCCACCCCUGUAGAUUCUAGGUGUCACCUGCAGGCCAUCCAACACAACAGCAUCACCACGUCCUCGGUGGGAGCCAACAAACGGCCUGGACGCUAGAGACUGGACUUUUUCAGUGUUAGCAUUAUUUUCACUGGUUUAAUUUUUCUAUAAAAGCUUUGCUAAAACGCCUGCUGUCCUCUGACUAUGCACACUCAUCUUAUGCUCCUCUAUCUUGCACUCAUUUUGAAACAAAUACUAUAAGCUGAUAUUUUUAACAGAGCGUAUGCAAGUGUGCACAUUUUGCCUUCUCUUCCAAUGCAGGGGCAUUUUAUAAAAUAAUAUGACUGUAUAUUUUUCUAUAUUUUAUAUAAGUGUCGUUGAAGCAUAAUUUUAAAAUCAAUAUGAUGCAAUAUUUCCUUUCAGGCACCUUUUUUUUAAAAAACAAACUGAAGCUCCUGGCACCUCCUGAUCCAGUAUAAUUAAAUUUGCACUUUUUGUACUGUAAACAUGGUGACAAUCUGUACGUCUAAUCUAUAAUAAUA
Dunckerocampus dactyliophorus (ringed pipefish) is the source of this 5018-nucleotide messenger RNA. RefSeq names its product cyclic AMP-responsive element-binding protein 5-like. Lineage: Eukaryota; Metazoa; Chordata; Actinopteri; Syngnathiformes; Syngnathidae. Gene Ontology annotation, biological process: regulation of transcription by RNA polymerase II. The record is from RefSeq and is a predicted model, not a curated record. Bases 3007 to 4593 code for a protein of 528 amino acids. The transcript is spliced from 11 exons. Gene Ontology annotation, molecular function: DNA-binding transcription factor activity, RNA polymerase II-specific; cAMP response element binding.